CCUCACAAUCUCAGCAAGAAUGUCUUCCCCGACAUCCCCAAAAAGUACAAGGCAGUCAUCUACGACGAACCCGGCAAAAUCAGCACAAAAGUAGUCGAACUCGACACACCCACCCCCGGUCCCGGCGAAGUCCUGAUCAACCUCACCCACAGCGGAGUAUGCCACUCAGACAUGGGCAUCAUGACCAACAGCUGGAAAGCCCUGCCCCAUCCCACCCAACCCGGACAAGUGGGUGGCCACGAAGGAGUGGGCAAGAUCGUAGCCAUGGGUCCCGGUACCGAGAAUGCUGCUGUCAAAGUUGGCCAAAGGGUGGGUGUAAAGUGGAUCAGUGGGAUUUGCGGUGGUUGUCCUGCGUGUUUGAGUGGACAUGAUGGUGUGUGUUUUAAUCAGAAGGUUAGUGGGUAUUACACACCUGGCACGUAUCAGCAAUAUGUUUUGGGGCCUGCGGAUUAUGUUACUCCUAUUCCUGAUGAGUUGGACUCGGCUGCUGCUGCUCCGAUUUUGCCUACUUCUCUUACCCUUCUAACAACGGUACUAAACAACACAAUAGNNGCUCUGCGCAGGCUCUACUCCGCCUUCCGCAAAUCCACCGCUCAAUCCGGCGACUUCGUUGUCCUGCUCGGCGCAGGUGGUGGUCUCGGACACAUUGCCACGCAGAUGGGUUCUCGCGGCAUGGGCAUGCGCAUCAUCGGCAUCGACCACGGCAGCAAGAAAGACCUCGUACUCCAAAGCGGCGCCGAGCACUUUAUCGACCACACCACUUCCUCCGACGUUGCUGCCGAUGUCAAGAAACUGACCGGAGGAUUGGGUGCUCAAGCCGUAUUGGUGUUGACUGCAGCCAAUGGUGCUUACGCUAGUGGCAUGCAAUUGCUCAAGUUUGGCGGUACAUUGGUUUGUGUGGGAUUGCCUGAGGGCGCAUUGCAGCCUAUUGCAACUGCUUUCCCACAAGUCAUGGUAGCCAUGGAGCAGAAGAUUGUAGGUUCUGCCGUAGGAAACAGAAGGGAAGCGAUUGAGACCUUGGACCUGGCUGCCAGAGGUAUUAUCAAGACACAUUUCAGAACGGCGAAGAUGGAAGAUUUGACUGGCAUCUUUGAGGAGAUGGACCAGGGCAAGAUUCAGGGUAGAGUUGUUUUGGACUUGCAG
Molecule: messenger RNA, 1143 nt
Organism: Aureobasidium musti
Lineage: Eukaryota; Fungi; Ascomycota; Dothideomycetes; Dothideales; Saccotheciaceae
Source: the annotation of a GenBank genome assembly